GGAGUUUCCUCAGCCCGCGGCCGCUGACACAGGAACUCCCAACCCGUCCUGCUCGCCCGGCUGCGACUCGCGUCCGCGCGGGGAAGACGCAGCAGAACCACCCCGCGAAGUUUCCGUGGGCGCUCGGACGCAGGGCUGCGCUCAGAAUUGCGCCAUGGCGUCCACGGUGACUCUGGAGGAUGCCCUCUCGAAUGUGGAUCUGCUGGAGGAGCUGCCCCUCCCUGAUCAGCAGCCAUGCAUCGAGCCCCUGCCCUCCUCUAUCAUGUACCAGCCCAACUUCAACACCAACUUUGAGGACCGUAAUGCUUUUGUCACUGGCAUUGCCCGUUACAUUGAACAAGCCACGGUCCACUCCAGCAUGAAUGAGAUGCUGGAGGAGGGUCAAGAGUAUGCUGUGAUGUUAUACACUUGGAGAAGCUGCUCCCGGGCAAUCCCGCAGGUCAAGUGCAAUGAGCAACCGAAUAGAGUGGAGAUAUAUGAGAAGACCGUGGAAGUUCUGGAGCCGGAGGUCACAAAGCUCAUGAACUUCAUGUAUUUCCAGCGCACUGCCAUUGACCGCUUCUGUGGGGAGGUGCGACGACUGUGUCACGCCGAGCGGCGGAAGGACUUUGUGUCUGAGGCUUACCUGCUCACCCUUGGAAAGUUCAUCAACAUGUUUGCAGUGCUGGAUGAGUUGAAAAACAUGAAGUGCAGUGUGAAGAAUGACCACUCUGCCUAUAAGAGAGCUGCUCAGUUCCUGAGGAAGAUGUCUGAGCCUCAGUCCAUCCAGGAGUCCCAGAACCUGUCCAUGUUUCUGGCCAACCACAACAAAAUCACCCAGUCUCUGCAGCAGCAGUUGGAGGUGAUCAAUGGUUACGAUGAGCUUCUAGCAGACAUUGUGAACUUGUGUGUGGACUACUAUGAGAACAAGAUGUACCUCACUCCCAACGAAAAGCACAUGCUGCUCAAAGUGAUGGGCUUUGGCUUAUACCUGAUGGAUGGGACCAACAGCAACAUCUACAAACUGGAUACCAAGAAAAGGAUAAAUCUGACUAAAAUUGAUAAGUUUUUCAAGCAACUCCAGGUGGUGCCCCUCUUUGGGGACAUGCAGAUUGAGCUAUCGCGUUACAUCAAAAACAGUGCCCAUUUUGAGGAGAACAAAUCCAGGUGGUCCUGCACAUCCCCAGGCAGCAGUCCUCAGUACAAUAUCUGUGAACAGAUGAUCCAGAUUCGAGAUGACCACAUGCGCUUCAUCUCUGAGCUGGCACGCUACAGCAACAGUGAGGUGGUGACGGGGUCCGGACGCCAGGAAUCACAGAAGACGGAUGCCGAGUACAGGAAGCUGUUUGACCUGUCUCUCCAAGGCCUGCAGCUCCUGUCCCAGUGGAGUGCACAUGUCAUGGAGGUGUACUCUUGGAAGCUGGUGCACCCCACAGACAAGUACUCCAACAAAGAGUGCCCCGACAAUGCGGAGGAGUAUGAAAGAGCCACCCGAUACAACUACACCAGCGAGGAGAAGUUUGCCUUGGUAGAGGUCAUUGCCAUGAUAAAAGGCUUGCAGGUGCUCAUGGGCCGUAUGGAGAGUGUCUUCAACCACGCUAUCCGCCACACCAUCUAUGCUGCUCUGCAGGACUUUGCCCAGGUCACCCUGCGGGAACCCCUGCGGCAGGCCAUCAAAAAAAAGAAGAAUGUAAUCCAAAGCGUUCUCCAGGCUAUCAGGAAAACCAUCUGUGACUGGGAGACCGGACGUGAGCCGCACAACGACCCUGCUCUUCGUGGAGAGAAAGACCCCAAGGGUGGCUUUGAUAUCAAAGUGCCUCGUCGUGCCGUGGGACCUUCAAGCACACAGCUGUACAUGGUCAGAACUAUGUUGGAGUCCCUCAUCGCAGAUAAGAGUGGUGCCAAAAAGACUCUUAGGAGCAGCCUGGAGGGACCCACUAUCUUGGACAUAGAGAAGUUCCACCGGGAAUCCUUCUUCUACACUCAUUUGCUCAAUUUCAGUGAGACACUACAGCAGUGCUGUGACCUGUCCCAGCUGUGGUUCCGAGAAUUUUUCCUGGAGCUCACCAUGGGCCGCAGGAUCCAGUUCCCCAUUGAGAUGUCCAUGCCCUGGAUCCUCACCGACCACAUCCUAGAGACCAAGGAGGCCUCCAUGAUGGAAUAUGUUCUGUAUCCACUGGAUCUGUACAAUGACAGUGCACAUUAUGCCUUGACCAAGUUCAAGAAACAGUUCCUUUAUGAUGAGAUUGAAGCGGAGGUGAACCUGUGCUUUGACCAGUUUGUCUACAAACUUGCAGACCAAAUAUUUGCCUACUACAAGAUUCUAGCAGGAAGUCUGCUGCUUGAUAAGCGUUUACGAACAGAGUGCAAGAACCAGGGUGCUAACAUUCCCUGGCCAUCCUCGAACCGCUAUGAGACCCUGCUGAAACAGAGGCAUGUCCAGCUCCUUGGCCGUUCCAUUGACCUGAAUAGGCUGAUCACUCAGAGGGUGUCAGCAGCCAUGUACAAGUCACUGGAGCUUGCCAUCAGCCGGUUCGAGAGUGAGGACCUGACCUCCAUCAUGGAGCUCGAUGGUCUGCUGGAGGUCAACCGCAUGACUCACAAGCUCUUGAGCAAAUACCUUACUCUGGACAGCAUGGACGCCAUGUUUCGUGAGGCUAAUCACAAUGUCUCUGCACCUUAUGGCCGCAUCACACUGCAUGUCUUCUGGGAACUCAAUUACGACUUCCUGCCAAACUACUGCUACAAUGGCUCCACCAACAGGUUUGUCCGCACCGUCCUGCCCUUUUCUCAGGAGUUUCAGAGGGACAAGCCACCAAAUGCUCAACCACAGUACUUGUAUGGGUCCAAGGCCUUGAAUCUGGCCUACAGCAGUAUAUUCGGCUUUUGCCGCAACUUCCUGGGGCCCCCCCACUUCAAGGCCAUGUGCCGGCUGCUGGGCUAUCAGGGCAUUGCCGUGGUGAUGGAGGAGCUGCUGAAGGUUGUCAAGAGCCUGCUCCAGGGCACCAUCCUGCAGUAUGUCAAGACCCUGAUGGAGGUUAUGCCGAAGAUUUGCCGCUUGCCUCGACAUGAGUAUGGCUCUCCGGGCAUUCUAGAAUUCUUUCACCACCAGCUUAAGGACAUUGUGGAGUAUGCCGAGUUGAAGACGGUGUGCUUUCAGAACCUGCGAGAAGUGGGCAAUGCCAUACUCUUCUGUCUGCUGAGCGAGCAGAGCUUGUCUCAGGAAGAAGUGUGUGACCUCCUACAUGCUGCACCUUUCCAGAACAUUCUCCCAAGGGUCCAUGUCAAAGAGGGCGAGCGUUUGGAUGCCAAGAUGAAACGCCUAGAGACCAAGUAUGCGGCCCUGCACCUGGUCCCUCUGAUCGAGCGCUUGGGCACACCCCAGCAAAUUGCCAUUGCAAGAGAAGGUGACCUGCUGACCAAGGAGCGUCUCUGCUGUGGUCUGUCCAUGUUUGAGGUCAUCUUGACCCGUGUGCGCGGCUUCCUGGAUGACCCUAUAUGGCGCGGGCCGCUGCCCAGCAACGGUGUGAUGCAUGUGGACGAGUGCGUGGAGUUCCACCGGCUUUGGAGUGCUAUGCAGUUUGUGUACUGCAUCCCAGUUGGUGCACACGAGUUCACAGUGGAGCAGUGCUUUGGGGACGGGUUGCACUGGGCCGGCUGCAUGAUCAUCACUCUGCUGGGGCAGCAGAGGCGCUUUGACAUCUUGGACUUCAGCUACCACCUGCUCAAAGUACAGAAGCAUGAUGGCAAGGAUGAGGUCAUCAAGAGUGUACCUCUGAAAAAGAUGGUGGACCGCAUUCGUAAAUUCCAGGUGAUCAAUGAUGAAAUCUUUGCCAUCUUGAGCAAGUACCUGAAAUCGGGGGAUGGGGAGAACAUGCCAGUGGAACACGUUCGCUGCUUCCAGCCACCCAUUCACCAGUCACUGGCCAGUAACUGAGAUUCCAGCUCCAAGUACUCCAGUGUGUAGUUAGUAUAGCUAUGAAAACUUCCAUACAACCAGCAUCAAAGAACCCUGCCAUCAGCUGGCAGGCUGGAUUCAAUAUUCCAACCCUUUAUUGGUCAGUUGCUUUUCAGCAGGUGACAAAGCAUCCUCUGAUUGGCUGUUUGAGAAGCAGAAGGGCCAGUGAAUGGAUGAUGCAGAAUUUGAUAACACUGGCAGCUGUUUACCAAAAAAGCUCAUCCUUAUGGCCUUUGGAGAAUGAUUUUGUAAACUUUUGUGCCUUAAAAACUUAUUCUAUGACUGUUUAACAUUUUAUUAGAGUACUACCAUACUUCUGUUUUUGAUAUGUGGGAAAUGGUAAGGGACUGCAAAUGCAUUUUUUUAAAAUAAAAUGAUUAUUUAAGGCUUAUGCAGUGAAUGUGCUACCGCAUGAAAUGGGUUUGCCAAUAGGGAAUAUUCUUAAUGCUGUUGAAUGCAUGCUAGUUUUCUAUUCUACAACCUUUAUUCUGGUAACAUUUAAUCUCUUUAUCACCAUAUUUCUUGUGACUUUUGUAUUUGAGCUCUUGUAACCUCAUUUCAAAUUAAAUAAAUGA
Messenger RNA from Scleropages formosus (Asian bonytongue), 4512 nucleotides. RefSeq names its product cytoplasmic FMR1 interacting protein 1 (gene cyfip1). Gene Ontology annotation, molecular function: small GTPase binding. NCBI's taxonomy places the organism in Eukaryota, Metazoa, Chordata, Actinopteri, Osteoglossiformes, Osteoglossidae. Bases 155 to 3916 code for a protein of 1253 amino acids. The record is from RefSeq and is a predicted model, not a curated record. Gene Ontology annotation, biological process: regulation of actin filament polymerization. The transcript is spliced from 31 exons.